Cygnus olor (mute swan) is the source of this 1961-nucleotide messenger RNA. It is a transcript of the gene NUDT3, whose product is annotated as nudix hydrolase 3. The transcript has 5 exons. The record is from RefSeq and is a predicted model, not a curated record. The coding region runs from base 360 to 869 and encodes 169 amino acids. Gene Ontology annotation, cellular component: cytoplasm; nucleus. Lineage: Eukaryota; Metazoa; Chordata; Aves; Anseriformes; Anatidae. Gene Ontology annotation, biological process: diadenosine pentaphosphate catabolic process; diphosphoinositol polyphosphate metabolic process; adenosine 5'-(hexahydrogen pentaphosphate) catabolic process. Gene Ontology annotation, molecular function: bis(5'-adenosyl)-pentaphosphatase activity; endopolyphosphatase activity; diphosphoinositol-polyphosphate diphosphatase activity.
GCGGCUCUGCGCCGUUUGCGUAGCGUGCCCCAAGAUGGCGUCGCGGUCGUCGUCGGAGGCGACGGCGGUGGCCGGAGCGUUGGCGGCGGCGGGGCGGCUGGGAGCGACGGGAGGGAUGAGGCGGCCGAAAGGCGGCAGCGAGUAGCGGCCGGCUCCCGGCCCGCGGGAGAAGGAGGCAGCCAGAGCGAGAGACUUCGCGGGGAGGCGGGUCCCUGUCCGUACUCCCCCCCCCCCCCUCACCCCCCCCCCCACCCCGGCCUUCCCCGCCCGCCCCUCACGGGAGCCCCGGCGGCUCCUUCCCGGCCCCUUCAGGCCUCGCCGCGCCCCCGGCCGCCCCCCUCCAGCCCCCGGAGCGGAGGAUGAUGAAGCUCAAGUCCAACCAGACGCGCACCUACGACGGGGACGGCUACAAGAAGCGGGCGGCCUGCCUGUGCUUCCGCAGCGAGAGCGAGGAGGAGGUGCUGCUGGUGAGCAGCAGUCGUCAUCCGGAUCGAUGGAUUGUCCCUGGGGGCGGCAUGGAGCCCGAGGAGGAGCCCAACGUGGCCGCGGUGCGAGAGGUCUGUGAAGAGGCUGGAGUGAAAGGGACGUUAGGAAGAUUAGUGGGAAUUUUUGAGAAUCGGGACAGGAAACACAGGACAUAUGUUUACGUACUUAUUGUCACAGAAGUAUUGGAAGACUGGGAGGACUCUGUCAAUAUUGGAAGGAAAAGGGAAUGGUUUAAGAUAGAAGAUGCCAUAAAAGUUCUGCAGUAUCAUAAACCGGUGCAGGCCUCGUAUUUUGAAACCUUGAGGCAAGGUUGUUUGGCAAACAACGGCACUCCAGUCAUGACCACGACGUACUCUGAGAGCUCCGUGUCUGACAUCAGAUGACUGAAGACGUCUCUAGGAGAGAAAUUUUGAAAACCAGACUGAAACGUGGAUUUCCCUCCCCCCUCCCCUUUUUCACUUGCCUCCUCUAUCAAACAAGGCAUGGGCAGCAGUCUGUGGCAGAGCAAGUGUUAAGAGUGCUGCAAUUUAGUGCAAGGUGGGAUUUUUUUUUUGUUGGCUUUUUUUGCUUUUUGGAUAUGUAUUUUGUAAAAUACAUUUUGUGCAUGAAGUGCCCCUUUCCCGUUACACCGCUUCCAUGGCCUGGUGAGCGAGGCUGCCAAUUUUGCCUCUGCCUUGUGUGCUGAAGUGUCCCGUUUGUGUCAUCCCAGCCAUAGCCACUUUUUUUUUUUUUUAAUUAAAAGACUUCAAAUGUGAGAUCAGCUCUUUAAGUCUUAGUCUGUACUGUAAGGUGCUGUUCAGACCUGCGUGGUGGUCACUUUCAGCGCAUAUGUAUAAACUUUUUUUUAGGUGGAGAAUCUAACGUUUUAAUUUUGCGGGAAUUUUUUUAAUCCUGGUCUGCUUCUGAAAAGAAAGGUUCAUAAUUAAUCUGUUUGCCUUUUGGUCUGUUUUUGUUUUUUUUUUUUUUUUAAAUACACGUUCUGUGACAGUGCUAUUGGCUGGGCCAGUUUACUCCUCAUUCAGUAUCCCCCGAUUUAGUGCAGUGACACUUGAUGUUGAGGGCAGAGUUUUGAUCACCUGCAGACAUCCCUGCUGCUCAGUUGCUUCUCCUACAGCUUCCGCCAAUGUUUCUGCUUUUUACAUCAGAAUGAAACAAAAGGAGUUGGUCUUUUAACACUCAGCCAAAAAUACGUAGCCUCAGAAACGCUGCGACAGAAAAUGAAUUUAAUUGUCUGUGGUGGGAAUCGGGGAUUCAGAGCGGGCUCAAAGUCUGACAAACUGGAGCGUCGAUCACCAAUGCUGUUCUGCUGAUCCUGCUGCGUUCUGCUGAUGUCUCUUCUUGUCCACAUGCCUUAUACCGUGCUGAACUGGAUAUUGUAACUUGUGCUAAAGCAUCGGAUUGUACUCACUGAGUGUUACUGCACGAACCCUUGGCUGGAUAACCAUGUGUAUUCCUGAAAAAGGAGUCCUGGGGGG